Molecule: messenger RNA, 1788 nt
Organism: Polychytrium aggregatum
Lineage: Eukaryota; Fungi; Chytridiomycota; Chytridiomycetes; Polychytriales
Product: P-loop containing nucleoside triphosphate hydrolase protein
Exons: 16
Coding region: 1-1788 (595 amino acids)
Biological process (GO): ribosome biogenesis
Cellular component (GO): nucleus
Molecular function (GO): RNA binding; ATP hydrolysis activity; ATP binding
Source: RefSeq, a predicted model, not a curated record
AUGCUCUCGCAUCCGCUGUCCUAUGCAGCCGUGCGCACAGAUCUCGAGCUGCAGAUCUCUGGGGAGGCUGUGUCCCGCCAUGCGCCUGGCGAAAUCGUCGCAGUGAACUCGGUUGCCGGCGGUGCCGACUGCAUCCACGCACGGAUCCGAUACUGCCCAGCAUCCGAUCUCGACGGCCUCGCCGUCUGGGCGAUCGAGAAGCGGACCUAUCACCCUACCGACGCUCUGCGCACCGCCUGUGCCUCGGUAUUCGGCUCUGGAGAUGGCACUGGCUUGGCCAUACGCAAGGCCGCCGCUAUUCUGGCCAGCAAUUUGAUUCUCAACAUCGAUCAACGCCGCUAUCCCGCCCAAGCCAUCGAUCGUCUUGUCGCUCAGUCCGAGACCAUCAAGACAUUGCUGCUUGGCAAAGCCCUGUUGCUGGACGAUACGAUCGUGGUGCAUCUGUUCUCGGAGGAGUUUGUGCUGACGGUCGGGAGGAGCGACGACCCUCUCCGAGCGGGCACUUGGCCCCGGUCCGUUGGACCGUCCUCGGCGCUGCACAUCAAGACAGUAGACGCUCCAACCGACUCGCCGAGUACGCUCCUGAAUCACAUCCAAUCGUCGCUCUCAUGGACUCCCGACGGCUGGAAGCAGAAGAGCUGGAGUGGCAUCGUCGUCGGCAAUAUGACUUGGGGCGAGAGGCAGCAGCUGCACCGCCGGCUUUCAGCAUACGAUUUGGAUCCCCUGCUGCUUGAGAUUUCGCAGGUCCGCGGCAAGAGAAUCGUUGUCCUGGAGGAGUUUGAUCAAGUUGCUGGUCGCCUGAGGAAGCAAGAUGCUGGCGGAGAUCGCGAGAAGGUUCUGGAGUAUAUCCUUUCAUUCUUUAGCCCAACAACCACCGAAACAUGCGGGGUAUUUCUGGCCAUGACGGACCGGCCAAUGGACCUUGAUACCGUCGUAACCCGCAGCGGGCGCUUCGAUGUGCAAAUCGACUUUGGAAGUGCAAGAGAGAAGAACACGAUUUACCGCCAUCAUCAUCUCAAACACGCUGGAGAAGCCAAGGGCUUCCAAGGGCUGUAUGGAAUAGACUCGAUCUUGGAAACGCUCAGGAAAAGCGUCGUUCUGCCGUUUGCACGUCCCGAAAUCGGGCUGCCAAAGCCCCGCGGUGUCCUGAUAUGCGGUCCAUCAGGUGUGGGUAAAACGACGCUUGCCAUGGCUCUGGCAACUGAGCUUGGCUUCAGCACAAUCUACGUCGAGGGCCCCCAAGUACGAAGCAAGAAUGUUGGCCAGUCCGAGAAGAGCAUUGCUGAUCUGUUUUCCAAAGCUCACAGCGACCAACCCUGCGCCAUCAUCAUCGACCAGGCCGAUGUGCUGUUGCAGGCUCGAGGCAGCUCAUCCUCGUCUGAAGGCACCGACGACCGAAUCAUCACUUGCUUUCUGACAGAGCUCGACGGCGUCCGGGUUCGCCGGAGUGCUGUUCCAACGACAGCACAGAAUGUGCUGGUGAUUGCAGAAAAGAUGGAUUCUGCCAUCCUGCGAAGAGGGCGACUCGAUGAGCGCAUCAAUAUUCCUCUGCCAUCGCCCGAGAGCCGGGCCGCCAUACUGCAGGGCAUCUUGGCCCGGACACCAAACGCGCUGUCCCAGACCGAUAUUGAGCGUCUGGCCAAAACAACAGAGGGACUGACAGGUGCGGGUCUCGUCCAGCUCUGCAACAAGGCCACAAUGGAUUGCAUCCGCGAAGGACUGGAAGGCGAUUUGGAGAAGCAGUCACCAGUCGAAUGGAGACAUUUUGCAGUGGCCACAUUCCAAUAG